AUGAACAGCUACCAGUACCAGCUGCAGUCCAUGUGGCAGAAGUGUUGGAAUACGAACCAGAACAUCAUCCACCACCUGCGGUUCCGCGAGCGGGGACCACUCAAGUCCUGGCGCCCCGAGACCAUGGCCGAGGCCAUCUUUAGCGUGCUGAAGGAGGGUCUGUCGCUGUCGCAGGCCGCGCGCAAGUACGACAUCCCGUACCCCACGUUCGUGCUGUACGCCAACCGCGUGCACAACAUGCUGGGCCCGUCCAUCGACGGCGGCACGGACCUGCGCCCCAAGGGCCGCGGCCGCCCGCAGCGCAUCCUGCUUGGCAUCUGGCCGGACGAUCACAUCCGCGGCGUCAUCAAGACCGUGGUCUUUCGCGACGCCAAAGAGCUCAAGGACGAGGGCAUUCCCAUGGGAUACGGCCGGCACUCGGAGGGCGCGCUCAACUACUCUGGCUCGCCGUGCACCAACGGCCUAGGACCGCAGGCUCCGCCGGUCGCCGGGCCCGAGUCCAUGUCGCCGGACGCCGCCGCAGCGGCCGCCGUUGCCGCCGUGGCGCACGGCAUUCGUCAGCAGAUCCAGAUGGCCGCCGCAGCGCAGCACCACCCCGAUGCCGCCAAUCUCGUGGCGGCGGGUGGCUUCAACUUGCCGGCGCACCUCAACAUCCACCCCAACAACGGCGGUUCGGCCAGCAGCAUCCCCAUGCCAAAGCUGGGCUCCCCGGCCACGCCGGGACAGUUGAGCAGCGGUAACGCGAGCGGCUCCAUCCCGAUGCCGCGCCACGGCUCGCCAGGCUUGGCGGCGCUGUCUGGCCUGCACGGACUGCCGGGAUUGCCCAGUGUUUCCGUGUCGACCACGCGAGAGACGGCCACGAGCAGCGGCCCGGCGUCGGGCGGCGGGCUGAACAUCACGCGCCUGGCAUCGCCGGGAUCCGCGCAUGAUCUGCGCAUGGCCAGUCCGGACGACAACUCGCUGAACUCCUCGCUGGAGAUGGCGUUGGAGCCGGCCGUGAAUCUGGCCGUGGGCGUGAGCGGUAUGUCCUACAAGUCGCGCGGCUACACUUCGCCGCGGCAGGACAACAUCUUCCAGGAGGACAUCGCGGACAUCGUGGGCGCGCCACGCUCCUGCCCGUCGCGCCUCAGCGGCUUCAAGGACGGCGGCGGCAUCAAGAUGGAGCCGGUGACCGAAUGCAGGAGCGAGUGA
Messenger RNA from Phlebotomus argentipes, 1191 nucleotides. Its product is annotated as protein bric-a-brac 1-like. The record is from RefSeq and is a predicted model, not a curated record. The transcript has 3 exons. The coding region runs from base 1 to 1191 and encodes 396 amino acids. Gene Ontology annotation, molecular function: DNA binding. Gene Ontology annotation, cellular component: nucleus. Gene Ontology annotation, biological process: regulation of transcription by RNA polymerase II. NCBI's taxonomy places the organism in Eukaryota, Metazoa, Arthropoda, Insecta, Diptera, Psychodidae.